AUGCUUCCAGAUUACUUCAUCAUAGACCUGUCAGAGACAAAGGCCUCCCUUCUCCUGGAAGUGCUGAAACUCCAGACCCAGAAGAGACCAGUAGAGCUGAGAGGCUGGUCAGAUGAAGAGAGUGAAGUCAGGAGUUUCCUUCAGUGUCUGCCCUACAUCUCACACCUCAGCUUCUAUUGGAAAACUCUGUAUGACCAGCGAAAUGCAGCAGCUGUCCAGUUCUUGGUGAACCUCAGUGUGGCAGCAGCUGAGUGGGACUCCACCUCAGGAGGAAGAUUGGCUGAGUGUCUGUCCUCUUCAUGCAGCCACAGCAGCUUUCCCUUUACAGAAAAUUGUGAGACUCUGUGUGUCAAUGAAAUGAAGCAUCAAUUCCUGAGUGAUUUCCUAUUGAGUCUGUGUGUCCAUCUCCAGUCCCAUGAGGGUGAAACAGCUCGGAGGCUCCUGUCAUCUUUCCAGUAUUUUUGCAAGAUGCUUCCUGAUUAUUUUUCCAUAGACCUGUCAAAGACAAAGGCCUCCCUUCUCCUGGAAGUGCUGAAACUCCAGACCCAGAAGAGACCAGUAGAGCUGAGAGGCUGGUCAGAUGAAGAGAGUGAAGUGAGGAGUUUCCUUCAGUGUCUGCCCUACAUCUCACACCUCAGGCUCUCUCAAAUAAGACUCCAGAAGAAUCCAAAUGAAGCCUUCGAGUUCCUGCUGGAUCUGAGUAUGGCAGCAGCUGAUUCUGACUGUGUCUCAGCUGCAGGAGAGAGUUUCUCUGAUCUUUUCUCCUCAGUCUGCAACUACAGCACUUUCCCUUUUGGUCAGGAGGACAACUCCAAACAAAGUGAUCUACUACUGGAACUGUACUCUUAUAUGAUGGGCUAUGAGUCAAAACAUGACAGGAGUCUACUUUCAGCAUUUAUACAAAUUUACCAGUCAGCUCCUGCAGUCUGGUCCAUAGACCUGUCAAAGACAAAGGCCUCCCUUCUCCUGGAAGUGCUGAAACUCCAGACCCAGAAGAGACCAGUAGAGCUGAGAGGCUGGUCAGAUGAAGAGAGUGAAGUGAGGAGUUUCCUUCAGUGUCUGCCCUACAUCUCACACCUCAGGUGA
Engraulis encrasicolus (European anchovy) is the source of this 1086-nucleotide messenger RNA. RefSeq lists its product as uncharacterized. The record is from RefSeq and is a predicted model, not a curated record. Bases 1 to 1086 code for a protein of 361 amino acids. The transcript is spliced from 3 exons. NCBI's taxonomy places the organism in Eukaryota, Metazoa, Chordata, Actinopteri, Clupeiformes, Engraulidae.